AUGCAUAGAAGUAUGCAGAUACUUGUGAAAGUUCAAAGUUUGAUUGCAUUGGUGGUUUCCUGUAAUGUAAUUGGAAAUUCCUUCCAUUUUCUUGUCAGUGUAUCCCAAGCUCCACCUCUUACUGGAGAAUGUCAGUCUUACAGUAUAAAACUAUUUCCACUUCAUUUGCAGCUAAAACUUUCAGCAAAAUCCAAAGAGGAAGACAUCCAGAUCAAGUGGUCAUUCAUCUACUCCUCUGAAACAAAUAUUGAAGUCAAACCUACUAAUGUGAAAAAAGAUCAGACUCUUGGGACAUGCACUGCAUUAGAAACAUUUAAAAGUGUGUUGCAGAAUCUCAUCAGUUGUACAUCACCUGUUAUGAUUCUGAGUACAAGAUCUACUGAUAUAAAAGGAACACAGAAUGUACAGAAUACAGGGGCCAUUCCUCAGGGUGCUAGUCCUCCUAAGCCCCCAAGGGCUCAUGAACUAAAACUGCUCAUGAAAAACGUCAAAGUAAUACUCACCAAUCAUAAUAUUGCAGGUAUCAUUAACCCCAUCUGUGUAGUUCAACUCAAUGACCCUUUGCAGAAAUUUUGUACCUCUUUUGCCAAUUAUCCCAUGGACUUUUCUUGGAAAGAGGAAUUUAUUUUUGAAUUAAAUGCCAAAUCAAAAGAGCUGCAAAUCAACAUUGUGGAAAAUGGGGAGUUGGAUGGUGACUCUUCUGUUUCUGCUAGUGUUCCUUUGGAUUUAUUCAGGAAACAGCCUUCUGGACUGCAAAGUUUUGCAUUAAACAGCCAAAUCAGCAAUAAUAGCUCUGCAAUAGGAUCUGUCUCUGCAGAGUUCUUAUACAUAGAACCUUCAGAAGCAAAAUCACUGCAGGUUCCUGCCAAGCUUCCUGUUGCAAAAGUAGAAAAGGAUCGAACUGUGAUGCCCUGUGGGACUGUGGUCACUACUGUAACUGCUGUGAAAGCCAAGACUUUAGUGGAAGGGAGAUCAUCUAUUCUGCACUCAGUUUCACCAGUUCAAAGUCCUGCUAAACUGAAAAGGAUUGAAAAGGAUUUAUCAAUUCAAGCAAUCCAUUGUCAGAAUGUUUCAGUAAGCAAGGCUUUAUCUUCCUCAGAUACUGAGUUACUGGUGUUGAAUGGCACAGAUCCUGUGGCUGAAGUAGCCAUUCAACAGCUCAGUGAAUCUGCAAAGCAAAAGUUCAAAUCUCCCAGAAAAAAAAGCACCAUCAUAAUAUCAGGGAUUUCAAAGACUAAUUUAUCUCAGGACAGCAAAACUGCACUCAUGAUGGACUAUGCAGCAGCCAUGGAUGGCUCCUGUAGACAAGAUGAUACUUUUAGCGUUGAAGGGUGUCUUGCACAAUCCCCUUCAGAUGAAACAGUAUCACUAGCUGCCUCUCAAACGAUAUCUGCCCUUGAAGAACCCCAGGAACACAGCCAUGGUGCAUGGACCUUAGAUGACAGUCGCCAUCAAUGGCACAACAAUGCACUACUAGACCAAGACUGUGAUAAGAUAUCAGGGAGCUCUGUAAGCAUCUCAGAAUCUGAAACUGUGAAGAAGUCCAAAGGUGGAAUAUUAAAAAAGAGUGCAAAGUUAUUUUUUCUUCGAAGACACCAUAAAAAAGACCCAGGAAUGAGCCAAUCACAUAAUGAUCUCUCCUACCUACAGCAACCCAGAUCUGAUGGUACUCAAAAGAAAGGAGGAACCUUAACACGAAUUCUAAACAAGAAAACUAUUUUUAAGAGCAAAACCAAACUAAAUGGCUCAUCAGUUGGACCACAUGCAUAAAGUCUAGAACCUGCCAAAUUAUAUUAGCUGCACAUGACCAAUUGUUUACAGAAAAAUGAACUACCAUAUAGUUUAUGAGGUUUACUAGCAAGGUGAUUCACAGAAGAUAAUAAAGCAUAAUUAGGGAAUAAUUGGAGUUAGAACUAUGGUUAUUAAACUGUAGAGAAUAAUUCAUAUUUAUUUGGAAAAUUAGCUAAUUUAAUUCAGUAGGCUUUAGUCUAAAAUAUAAUUUCUAAAAAUCAGGUUUAAAAUAUGUUUUUGCUUGAAAUUCAAAUAUAGCUGAGAGUUACAAUGAAAAACUAUUGCAUUAAUACAUAUCUGUAGUGGUUGCAUUUUUAAAGAGCCACAAUGCAAAUUUUAAAUGAGCUAUUGUGCCUGCAGGAAAAUGGAAACAAUAAAUUGUGAUAAGGGUUGAUUGAUUUAAGAAAAUUGUAGGAGAGAUCUAUAGGAGUCUAUGAGAUCCAAAAAUCAUACGGAGUCUGGGUUCACUUUUGCAGACUAACACAUGUUAUUAAUAUGCAUAAGCUUUCAUGAACUUUAUGAAGGCUGAUGAAAUAAACUGCAGCUCAUGAAAGUGUAUACCUUUUAAUGAAAUCUGAAAACAUGCUACCAUAUUCCUUCAGAUUUAUGAUCUGGGAAAUAUUUUACUGUGCAAUUGUAUGUUUGUGCACACAUGUGUAUAUGUAUGCACUUGUGUGUAUAUGUAUAGGAAUAAUUCGCAUAAAAUUUCAGCCUUAACAUGUUUCUAGAGAGAAAAUA
This is a messenger RNA of Protobothrops mucrosquamatus (brown spotted pit viper), 2529 nucleotides long. It is a transcript of the gene C2CD2, whose product is annotated as C2 calcium dependent domain containing 2. The transcript is spliced from 13 exons. The coding region runs from base 1 to 1770 and encodes 589 amino acids. The record is from RefSeq and is a predicted model, not a curated record. Lineage: Eukaryota; Metazoa; Chordata; Lepidosauria; Squamata; Viperidae.